AUGGCGCCGAAUCCCAUCCUGCCCGUCAAGGGCAAGAACAACGUCCUCAUCACCUCGGCGUUGCCCUACGUCAACAACGUUCCUCAUCUCGGAAACAUCAUCGGCAGUGUGCUGUCCGCCGAUGUCUUUGCUCGCUACUCCCGCGCGCGCGGCAACCCCACCAUCUACAUCUGCGGCUCCGACGAAUACGGCACUGCGACCGAGACCAAGGCCCUCGAGGAGGGCGUAACGCCGUCGGAGCUCUGCGCAAAGUACCACGCUCUGCACAAGGGUAUCUACGACUACUUUGACAUCUCCUUCGACAUCUUCGGCCGAACCCCGACCCCCCAACAAACCGAGAUCGUCCAGGACAUCUUCACCAAGCUCUGGAAGAACGGGUUCAUCGAGGAGCGCGAGACCGUCCAGCCCUUCUGCCCCGUCGAGACCCACCAGUCCUUCCUUGCCGACCGGUUCGUCGAGGGUGUUUGCUCCAUCUGCGCCUACGACGGCGCGAGAGGAGACCAGUGCGACAAGUGCGGUAACCUCCUCGACCCCCUGGAGCCCGAGCCCGAGGCCAACGCUUCUGCCGAAGACGAUGUCGCGGCAAAGCCCACCGGUUUCCUCAUCAAGCCCCGCUGCAAGCUCGACGGAGCUACCCCCGAGAAGCGCAAGACGAAGCACCUCUUCCUCAGACUCGACGCAUUGAAGGAUGAGCUUGUCAAGUGGUUCAAGGAAUCCAGCAAGAAGGGCGCGUGGAGCAACAACGCCGAGCAGAUCACCCAGGCCUGGAUCGACAAGGGCCUGAAGCCCCGUGGCAUCACCAGAGAUCUCAAGUGGGGUGUUCCCAUCCCGACGCACGAGGUUGGACAGGAGUAUGCCAAGAAGGUCUUUUACGUCUGGUUCGACGCCUGCAUCGGCUACGUUUCCAUCACCAAGAACUACACCGACGGCGACGACCUCGCCGGCAAGAAGUGGGAGCAGUGGUGGAAGAACCCCGACGACGUCAAGCUGUACCAAUUCAUGGGCAAGGACAACGUCCAGUUCCACACCAUCAUCUUCCCCGGAUCCCAGCUCGGCACCGGCGAGAACUGGACGAAGCUGCACAAGAUCUCCACCACCGAGUACCUCAACUACGAGGGCGGCAAGUUCAGCAAGUCCAGAGGUGUCGGCGUCUUUGGCAACCAGGUCCAGCAGACCGGCGUUCCCGUUGACAUUUGGAGAUACUACCUUCUCUCUCGCCGGCCCGAGACGUCCGACUCCGAGUUCAUGUGGCAAGAGAUGGUCGACGGCAACAACAACGAGCUUCUGAAGAACCUCGGCAACUUCUGCCAGAGAGUCAACAAGUUCUGCCAGGCCAAGACAGACGGCGUCGUUCCCGACUACACCAAGUACAGCGACGACUACCUCAAGAAGCACAUUGAUGAGGUCAAUGCCAUGCUCAAGGAAUAUGUCAGCAACAUGGAGGCCACCAAGAUGAGGGCUGGUCUCCAGACUAUCAUGUCCAUCUCUGCCCUCGGUAACAAGUUGCUCCAGGACAACAAGCUGGACAACCGCCUGCUUACUGAGGAGCCUGACCGCUGCGCUGCAGUUGUCGGUCUCGCUCUCAACCAGAUCGACCUGCUCGCAUCUCUGGUUGCCCCUUACCUCCCCAACACCUCCACCGCCAUCCUCAAGCAGCUCGGCGUCGAGCCCAAGCCCUUCAUCCCCGACACCUGGGUCACUGAUGCCAUCAAGCCCGGCCACAAGCUCGGUACACCCGAGCAUCUCUUUACCCAAAUCCCGGCAUCCAAGAUCGAGGAGUGGAAGGAUGCCUUUGGUGGCGAGGAAGUGCGGAAGCAGAAGGAAGAGGCCGCCGCCAAGGCUGCUGCGAAGAAGGCGGCCAAGGACGCCGAAAAGGCUCGUAAGAAGGCCAAGAAGGAGGCCGAGAAGGCCAAGGCGGCCGGCGCUGCGCCCUCGGUUGAGUCGACUGAGAAGAAGGCCGAGGCCGACCCCGCCAUUGAAGCGGUAACGGAGGCGAUCUCCAAGACGGAUGUCCACACCUCGUAG
Messenger RNA from Colletotrichum spaethianum, 2025 nucleotides. RefSeq names its product putative methionine--tRNA ligase, mitochondrial. Gene Ontology annotation, cellular component: cytosol; aminoacyl-tRNA synthetase multienzyme complex. The transcript has 3 exons. The record is from RefSeq and is a predicted model, not a curated record. Gene Ontology annotation, molecular function: ATP binding; methionine-tRNA ligase activity. Bases 1 to 2025 code for a protein of 674 amino acids. Lineage: Eukaryota; Fungi; Ascomycota; Sordariomycetes; Glomerellales; Glomerellaceae. Gene Ontology annotation, biological process: methionyl-tRNA aminoacylation.